CAGAGUUGAUCCUUCAACAGUCUCCCUCCUCUUCUUCUGACAUAAAGCUAUCAAAGAUCGAGUUGUGAACGCAAAGAUGAGUGUGUCAGUUGGUACGAACAACAUGAAGCGAUGCUGGAAUCAGCAUGUUUUGUUUCUGAUGCUGUUGGUCGUUGUUUCUACUGCUGCAUUCGCACCACAGCAGUUGCCCGGUCAACGUACUACAAGUACCACAGCACGCUCCAUGGGCAUGUUUGAUUUCAUCAACAAUGCCUUUGCCAACGAAGCAUAUGAUGACCGCCGGGCCACUGCCUCUCAUAUCUUGGUUGAUUCCGAAGACGAAGCCCAAAUUGUGCAAAAGGAAAUUUCCGAGGGAAAACCUUUUGCUGAAGCCGCCAAAGACUAUUCGUCCUGUCCGAGCGCCUCCAAGGGUGGUUCCUUGGGAACUUUUGAGCCGGGAAACAUGGUGAAAGAAUUUGAUGACGUUGUUUUUAAUCAAGAAACAGCCAUUGGAGAAGUUGUCGGACCCGUCAAGACCUCAUUUGGGUAUCAUUUGAUCAAGGUGGAGGACCGAUUUGAAAUUCAAACCAAGACCGAAGGAAAAGGGGCAUUCUAAGGAGACAGGCAUACAAACUACACUGCAAGACCCAAGCAGAAUUCCUCCCUCAGUAACUGACUAGCUAGCCACCGUAAUUGAUGAUGAGACCGGAGGGAACUAUUCCGCACACAAACAGUUCUAACUACUCUUUUGGAACUUAAAAGCCGUAGUAGCAGGUUGUUGGGAAGAGCUUUACGUAGUACUAUCGAGGUCGCCGCCGUACCUCAGUCUCGUUUCAGACUCACUGCA
Seminavis robusta is the source of this 826-nucleotide messenger RNA. NCBI's taxonomy places the organism in Eukaryota, Bacillariophyta, Bacillariophyceae, Naviculales, Naviculaceae. The record is from the annotation of a GenBank genome assembly.